Messenger RNA from Dibothriocephalus latus, 330 nucleotides. NCBI's taxonomy places the organism in Eukaryota, Metazoa, Platyhelminthes, Cestoda, Diphyllobothriidea, Diphyllobothriidae. The record is from the annotation of a GenBank genome assembly.
CCGCCUGAUCAUCGUCCACGCCUGCUUUUCGAGUACCCCCUCACCGGGCUGGACCUGUUUCUGCGCUCAGUUCUAUACUACGGUCUCCAGAAGACGCCGCAUUCGCCCGUAGUCUUCCCGGCGACUGGAGGAGCAGCAGUUGGCUCGUGUGAGGCAUUUUCACCGCGUUCCUCCUUUGUCAAAUACUCUCCCAUUACUUCGACAGCCUUUCUAGACUUGGCGGCUCCUCGACUGAGGCUGGAGGCCAUGCCGCGAGCUGUGGACGCUGGAAACCAGUUGUUGUCGAAAGAGGCCCGGCCUCGCGAGGAGGUCCCUAUGCCGCAGGUCUAG